This is a messenger RNA of Diaporthe amygdali, 2085 nucleotides long. RefSeq lists its product as uncharacterized. Bases 1 to 2085 code for a protein of 694 amino acids. NCBI's taxonomy places the organism in Eukaryota, Fungi, Ascomycota, Sordariomycetes, Diaporthales, Diaporthaceae. The transcript has 3 exons. The record is from RefSeq and is a predicted model, not a curated record.
AUGCCAGACCACACGUCUAUGGGCAUAACCACCACUGCUAACACGAAUCGCCUGUAUGAGCCUCCUGGGUGCACGUCCCAUCAAAAUGGCGAGAAAUACGGGGAGACGACGCCCGCAAAGGCUGCCCUUAGCGUUCAGUCGAAUCAUCAGAAUGGGUUCCGGACCCCGGUAUCAACAGUCUCGCGGUCCUCCAGUCCAACAUAUUUAAAGGCACAUGAGCGUCGUAUCAUCGGGGAUGACACCCUUGGAUCAACUCCAGGAGCUCGGGUGUCUAGGGACCAUACCCAACAAGUCAGCCACGGCAAACUGGAGACAUUGUCUCGAUCUUUGCAUAACUCGCUGCCUUCCCGAGAAGAUAUGGAAAGAAUAUGCAUCGCCAGUCAGCACCCCUCUGUGCUCGCUCAUGAAAUAAUGACCAUGCCAUACACUACACUCUGCCAGAAUGGGCUGAAAACUCCCAAGGUUCUACUAGAGAUCCCUGGUCCACAUCAACACCCGGUCUUGCUUGCGAGGCACAUGCUACUGCUGGCUACAUUUAUGCAACAUCUUCACCCCAAUCUUCAAAAAGAGAUCAAAGGCCUCUCAGAGUCUCCACAAGAUAUAAUGGAACGACUGUCCAACCUGGCCAUCCGCCUGGUAACGACAGACGACGAACUGCUUGGAAGCAUUGAGAGUCUUGAGUGUGUCAUGAUCGAAAGUGUAUUCCACGCGAAUGUUGGCGAUUUGCGCCGAAGUUGGCUGGCGGGCCGCAGAGCAAUGAAUAUUGCACAGAUCAUGGGCCUCAAUCGAAUGGGUCACAAAGCACAGUACCAGAUUCUUGAUUCUAGUUUGAACUACCACCCGCAGUUCAUGUGGUUUCGGAUACUCUUUACGGACAGAUAUCUUUGUCUGAUGCUAGGGUUUUCCCAGGGCUCUCUUGACCGCAGCAUGGGCUCCGAAGAGUUGCUCACGAGUGAUACCCCUGUGGGCCGGCUCGAGCGGAUCCACUGCGUUGUUGCAUCUCGAAUAUUGGAGCGGAACGAAUCUCGCUCAAACAUCGAAGACCUUACUCUGACGCGAGCCAUCGACAUGGAAAUGCAGGGUGCUGCCAGAAGCCUACCUAGCAAGUGGUGGCUGACCCCGGACAUGAGCAGCAAAUUAACCGAUGCUCAAGAGCUGUUCUGGAACACCAGACGUAUCUUUGCACAGCUAAUGCACUACAAUCUUCUGAACCAACUCUAUCUACCCCAUAUGCUUCAUUCGCCAUCAGCGUCACGCAGCUUGGCAUACUCGCGCCUGACGUGUGCCAGUGCCUCGCGUGAGAUUCUCUCACGUUUUAUCACGCUACGAAGCUUCAACGGAUUUGCCUAUAGCUGCCGCACAGUCGACUUCCUAGCUCUGAUGGCCGCCUUGACGUUGCUGCUGGCCCAUCUGGACAGUCGCCGCCACCCGACCGACGCGGGGGACCUCCUCGCCCACCAUUAUCACAGCGACCGGGCGAUGAUUGAGAAAAUCCAAGAGAACAUGGAUGAGUUUAAUCGGCUUCACUCAGACGCACUGAGUGCGCGGAGCACAGAUCUGCUACGUCGGCUAUCAACUCUUGACGCUGACACUACCAACUCAACCUUGCGGAAAGUCAAUGUGAUAAAAGAAGCAGGCGGCACUCUUACAUCCAAUGUGGAAAUCAACACUAUAGUGAGCGUCGACAUCCCGUAUUUUGGCACCAUCGAGAUUUUACAAGAAGGGACGAGCAAAGAAAUUUCCAAAGCUGGACCCGCCUCUGCAACAGCCAGCGGCCCCGCGAAAUCACCGCAAGGAGUCUCGCCACCAUGUACUCCGGUCCAGUCUCAAAUUAACACAGUAAUGAGUGCUGAGGACGGCAUCUCAAUUGCUGCUGGUUGCAGUCCCAGCGAUGCACACCUCGAGCCACUUGCCGCUCUUGGCACGAAUGAGGUUGAACUAUAUGAUUCGCAACUCUUACAACAAGAGCAGUAUCCUGGGUUGGUAGCAGACAGAGAAGAUUGGGUCUUUCAGGGUGUGGACUCCUUCUUCUUUGAAACUCUACUUGACGGCACUAGCAACAGGGAUACGGAAUCUACGGCGUAG